GGCCAGGCGGGCCCCCGGCGGGGCGGCCGGGAAAGGUUCGGGCCUAGCCCUCAGCAAAAGCACCGCCCCUCUUCCAGACUCGGAGACCUGUCCCCACUGCUGCCCGAGGCCCGAGGGAAUGCUGGCGGCUUUCUGGGUGGGCACUGGUGCUCCUGAGCCACGCUGGGAAGAUUGGCGCGCCCAGUCCCAGCCCAUCCUGGGCUGUCGGAAGCUGCAAGCUGAUAUCUGUCCAGAUUUCCGAGCAGCCUCCGCCCCCUCGGAGAUCGGCUUUCCAGCUUGUGGCGGCAGCUCACCGAGCACCUUGUUGGAAUACCUGUCAGUGCCUGACAAGAAACCCACCGCCUGAGACUCAAGCCACGCUCCCCCAGGACGCCUGGCCCUCCAGAGGGCCAAGGCAUGGCAGCCUGACGCCUUGGCUCACACCAGUUUUCGGGCCUCUCCCCUGGACUUCCUGAGCCCGGAGCCCAGCCUGGGGACCAGGAUGGGUCGUGAACAGGACCUGAUCCUUGCCGUCAAGAACGGAGAUGUGACUGGUGUGCAGAAACUGGUGGCUAAAGUCAAGGCUGCGAAGACCAAGCUCCUCGGCUCCACGAAGAGACUCAAUGUCAACUACCAGGACGCUGAUGGGUUCUCUGCUCUGCACCAUGCCGCCUUGGGGGGCAGCCUGGAGCUCAUUGCCUUGCUGCUGGAGGCUCAGGCCACUGUGGACAUCAAGGACAGCAAUGGCAUGCGCCCACUGCACUAUGCCGCCUGGCAGGGCCGGCUGGAGCCCGUGAGGCUGCUGCUGCGGGCCUCUGCGGCCGUCAACGCCGCGUCUCUGGACGGACAGAUCNGGCUCCCCCUCCCCCCCCAGUCAGAAAUGCUCCUCCAGCAUCAGUCCAACCCGUGCCUGGUCAACAAGGCCAAGAAGACGCCCCUGGACCUGGCCUGCGAGUUUGGGCGGCUCAAGGUGGCCCAGCUGCUACUGAACAGCCACUUAUGUGUGGCCCUGCUGGAGGGCGAGGCCAAGGACCCGUGUGACCCCAACUACACCACACCCUUGCACUUGGCCGCCAAGAACGGCCACAGAGAGGUCAUCAGGCAGCUGCUGAGAGCUGGGAUUGAGAUCAACCGCCAGACCAAAACGGGCACGGCGCUGCACGAGGCCGCGCUGUACGGCAAGACCGAGGUGGUGCGGCUGCUCCUGGAGGGCGGGGUGGACGUGAACAUUCGGAACACGUACAACCAGACGGCACUGGACAUCGUGAAUCAGUUCACCACCUCCCAGGCCAGCCGGGAGAUCAAGCAGCUGCUGCGGGAGGCCUCGGGGAUCCUGAAGGUUCGAGCGCUCAAGGACUUCUGGAACCUCCACGAUCCCACUGCCCUCAAUGUCCGGGCAGGGGACGUGAUUACGGUGCUAGAGCAGCAUCCUGAUGGCCGCUGGAAGGGCCACAUCCACGAGAGCCAGAGGGGCACGGACCGUGUGGGCUACUUCCCCCCGGGCAUUGUCGAGGUGGUCAGCAAGCGGGUGGGCCUCCUUGCGCCCCGCCUCCCCUCUGCACCCACACCCCUGCGCCCGAACUUUUCUCGGACACCGCAGCCCCCGGCUGACGACUCCCUGCACCCUCUCACCUAUGGCCAGCUCCCUCGGGUGGGCCUCAGCCCAGACAGCCCAGCAGGUGACAGGAAUAGCGUGGGUAGUGAGGGCAGCGUGGGCAGUAUCCGCAGUGCUGGCAGCGGGCAGAGUUCCGAGGGCACCAACGGCCACGGCACUGGGCUCCUGAUUGAGAACGCCCAGCCGCUUCCCUCCGCCGGAGAGGACCAGGGGCUGCCGGGACUGCACCCCCCAUCCCUGGCAGGCAGCCUGAGCCACCGCCCUCUGGCCAACUGUCACUCUGGGGAGCAGCUCUUCACCCAGGACGUGAGGCCGGAGCAGCUGCUGGAGGGGAAGGAUGCCCAGGCCAUUUAUAACUGGCUCAGUGAGUUCCAGCUGGAGGGCUAUACCGCCCACUUCCUGCAGGCCGGCUACGACGUGCCAACCAUCAGCCGCAUGACGCCCGAGGACCUCACGGCCAUCGGGGUGACCAAGCCUGGGCACAGGAAGAAGAUCGCCUCCGAGAUCGCCCAGCUCAGCAUCACCGAGUGGCUGCCCAACUACAUCCCGGUGAGUGGGCGGCCGCACGCGCUCCCACCCUCAGCUGUGGCUGCGGCGCCUCCUGGCUUGGGGCCGAGGCUGCCGCAGUACCACAAGAAGCUGCUGAGCAGCGGCUACGACUCCAUGGGGCUGGUGGCCGACCUCACCUGGGAGGAGCUGCAGGAGAUCGGCGUCAACAAGCUUGGUCAUCAGAAGAAGCUCAUGCUGGGUGUGAAGCGUCUGGCCGAGCUCCGGCGGGGCCUGCUCGAGCUGAGCCCAGAGCUACAGGCAGCCAUGGCCGGGGGCGGCCCUGAGCCACUCCCCCUGCCCCCUGCCCGCUCCCCAAGCCAGGAGAGCAUUGGAGCUCGCUCACGGGGGUCUGGCCACUCACAGGAACAACCUGCCCCUCAGCCCAGCAGUGGAGACCCUAGCACCCCCCAGGAAAGGAACCUUCCAGAGGGCACAGAGCGGCCCCCUAAGCUUUGUUCCCCACUUCCUGGCCAAGGGCCUCCUGGUUAUGUUUUUAUGUACCCCCAGGGCUCACCCUCCAGUCCAGCCCCAGGGCCACCUCCGGGUGCACCCCGAGCCUUCUCGUACUUGGCUGGCCCCCCUGCCGCUCCUCCAGACCCUCCUCGGCCCAAGCGCCGGUCCCACAGCCUGAGCCGCCCGGGCCCGGCCGAGGGGGAAGCCGAGGGGGAGGCCGAAGGGCCGGUGGGCAGUGCUUUGGGCAGUUACGCCACCCUCACCCGGCGACCAGGACGCAGCACCCUAACCCGGCCCAGCCCUAGCCAGACCCCAGUUCGAGGAGCUCCCCGUAGCCAGUCCUUUGCCCUUCGGGCCCGACGCAAAGGCCCCCCACCACCUCCUCCAAAGCGCCUCAGCUCUGUCCCUGGCCCCACCCCGGAGCCACCUCCGCUAGAUGGAAGCCUAGGACCCAAAGAGGGGGCCCCAGGGCCCCGAAGGCGAACACUGAGUGAACCAGCUGGCCCAUCAGAGCCCCCGGGCCCUCCUGCCCCCGCGGGCCCCGCAUCAGACACAGAGGAAGAGGAGGAUCCGGGGCCUGAGGGCACCCCCCCUUCCCGGGGCAGCUCGGGGGAGGGGCUCCCGUUUGCAGAGGAGGGGAACCUGACUAUCAAACAGCGGCCCAAGCCGGCCGGGCCCUCGUCCCGGGAGACGCCAGUGCCCACCGGCCUCGACUUCAACCUCACAGAGUCAGACACUGUUAAGCGGAGGCCCAAAUGCCGGGAGAGAGAGCCGCUGCAGACGGCACUUCUGGCCUUUGGAGUGGCUACCACCAUGCCCAGCCCCUCUGUCCCCAUGCCCUCCCAGACCCCCAGCGAGUCCCCUGUGGCUUCUCCCUGCCCUCCUCAGCCAGACCCUAGCAGCCUUCCAACUCAAGGAGCUCCAGCCCCUCUCCCUCCCAGCCCUCCCACCCAGCCCUCCAAGCCCCCCUGCCCUGGGCCAGCUCUGGAGAACUCAGCAGGCAAUCGGCAGCGUGGGGAACCAGAGCCCCCAGCUCCGCCCGCUGCCCUCAUCAAGGUGCCUGGAGCAGGAACAGCUCCCAAGCCUGUGUCUGUGGCCUGCACCCAGCUGGCAUUUUCUGGCCCUAAGCUGGCUCCCCGACUUGGCCCCCGCCCUGUACCGCCUCCCCGUCCAGAGAGCACGGGGGCUGUGGGCUCGGGCCAGGCCCAGCAGAGACUGGAACGGACCAGCUCGUCCCUGGCAGCCGCACUGCGGGCCGCAGAGAAGAGCAUUGGCGCUGAGGAGCGAGAGGGCCCCCCCAGCACCUCCACCAAGCACAUCCUGGACGACAUCAGCACCAUGUUUGACGCCCUGGCUGACCAGCUGGAUGCCAUGCUGGACUGAACUAGACCCACCUGCAGCGUCCAUUGCCUUUGCCCCAACACAGACGUUCCUGCCGCCCUAGCAGGGUCCCUCCUGCUGCUCCGAGCCAGUGGCUGUCAGCACUGCAGUUCCAGGGGAGCUGCCCUGGGGGGGGCCAGGGAGCUUGUCAGAACCUGAUAUCUCAGUGAAACCCCUCCCAGUGUCUAACCUGAGCAGAGCCCUACCCUUUGGUCAGGGACCCUGGUAAGAGCUCCCACCCAGGGAGAAAGGCGGUGGCAGAGCUUCUGUGCCCCUCCCCCCGCAGGUGUCUCACGCCCCUGUGCCAAGGACCUCUUGCCACCCGCUGUGCUGUCCGGUGCAGAGGCCGGAGGAGCGGUGUGUCUGGCCGGGUCCCACAGGUGUACAUAGGACAUGUAAAUAAACACCGGGGCUGCUUGCUGGAGGCGGCAGUGCCCAGGCCAGACGCCGGUUCCUCCCCUGCCUGUGAGGCAAAGCUGGCGGGGUGGGGGCAGCGGGAUUAAUAGACCCCCAAAGUCCAAACUUUUUCAACUGUAAAUGUUAUUUUUUAAGCAGAGAGAAAUGCAUAUAUUUUAAAUGGAAUUUAUUCUAUAACUGCCUGAGAAGACGCAGUGGGGAGGGGCUUCCAGCCACAGCAAGAGUGCCCACUGCCCAGCUCGGGGCUGGAAGCCUGACCUGGUUGGCCGGGCCCUGGCUCUGUAAAUUAACCUCUUACCCCAACUAACGCCAAUGAAAGUGUCAUUCCACGUGA
Molecule: messenger RNA, 4727 nt
Organism: Myotis brandtii (Brandt's bat)
Lineage: Eukaryota; Metazoa; Chordata; Mammalia; Chiroptera; Vespertilionidae
Gene: CASKIN2
Product: CASK interacting protein 2
Molecular function (GO): protein binding
Source: RefSeq, a predicted model, not a curated record